AUGUCUGCGACACAUCGUCUCUCAUUCUGUCUUGCUCGAGAACUCACUAGUGAAGACGACGCUCUCGGUCAGCAGGUUAUGAAAGGUCUUAUAUCUUACAUUCACUCUACCAGGGAUCAGUCCAGACAAGAAUUUUCUGGGCUCAAGGACUUUCUUGAUUACCGUGCUGUUGAUAUUGCGUCAGAGUUCGUUUUUGCGUGCGUCAGAUUCGUCAACAGCAUCAACCUCUCGUCCGCCGGGGCAGAACCAUUGGAUAAGCUCGUCAAACUCGCCAGGGACCAUAUAAUACUUGUUAACGACCUUUAUUCGUUCGAGAAAGAGGAGAAUGAUUUACAAUCGAAGAAUGCCACUAUUAUCAACACAGUACAUUACCUGAAGCUCCUCCUGUCAGUCGAAUCCAAAGCAGCAAAAGACAUCGCGUAUUGCCUUAUUCAGGACAUUGAACUCCAGCUACAUGAAGAACUACGCAAAUUACGCACCCUGAGAUCAUUGGACAAGACGCAGUUCAGGUAUGCUCGAGCGGUGAUCGAAUGCGCGGCUGGUAAUGUCAUGUAUUCGGUGACUUCGAAACGCUAUGGUGGAAAGGCUGCUAUUCCUUACAAGCUUCCAGACAGUCCACAACAUCAGGAAGCUUCCAUUCUGGCACUUUAG
Molecule: messenger RNA, 651 nt
Organism: Aspergillus fischeri NRRL 181
Lineage: Eukaryota; Fungi; Ascomycota; Eurotiomycetes; Eurotiales; Aspergillaceae
Product: bifunctional terpene synthase/polyprenyl synthetase family protein
Exons: 2
Coding region: 1-651 (216 amino acids)
Source: RefSeq, a predicted model, not a curated record